UCUUUGAAGCAUUAUUGCAGUAAUUUCUUCUCCAACGCUUUGCUGUGUUAUGGACUGAUAUUUUUCCUAAUUUGGGACUAAGUUCUGUUUUUUUCUAAUAUCUUUCGGCAUGUGCCGCUGGUUAUAUUCAGGGGAUUGUAGUAGCGAGCAUGGAUUUGGGUGGAAGAGUUAAUCCUCAAGCUGGCAUUGGACUCGGCAGGGCUGCUAUGCAAAGGGGUGUCGAACGUCAUCGUCGCGUGUGGUCGCGGAGGGAGGAGGAAAUUCUGAUUUCCACGCUGAAAGAUCUUGCUGCACUAGGUUAGAAAUCCGAUAACGGAUUUAGAGCCGGGUACCUUGCAAAGGUAGAAGAGGCUCUCCGACGUGAGUUCCCUACCACUGAUUUGAAGGUGAACCCCAACAUCACAUCCAAAAUUAGCGCUUGGAAAAAAAACUACUAUAGCCUUCAAGGGGUGCUGAACCACAGUGGCGUGGGGUUCAACUUGCGUGGUGAUUUCAUGGUUGAUUGUGAUGAUCAGCAGUGGGAGCAUAUCAUACGGGUUGACAGUCACGCCCGUUUCAUUAGGAACAGACCUUGGCCCUUGUGGGAUGAUUGGAAAGAGAUCUUUGGUAAAGAUCGUGCUAGCGGGACCAGCGCUAAAGACAUCUCUGACGCUGCGAUCAGAGCCAGAGUCCGGGCAAAUGUGCCUACACCAACUCCUGAUAGUGACUAUGUAGGCUCGUUGGAUGAAAAUUGGGGAAACCUUGGAUCUCCGGCUACAGCUGUAUCAGAAUCUGCAGGGGAAAGCCCCGAGGGGGUGGACCGUGGUGCCCCAGUAACAUCCAAAAAGGCAAAGAGGGCUAAACUUUCCACCCAUAUUGGUGGAAUGGUGGAUUUACUGAAGCAGAUUCAUGAUGACUCCAACACACGCCUAGAGAUGUUGUCCACGAGGAUUGGGUACGAGGUGGAUCUGAGCAAGGCGAGAAAGGAUGCAUAUGAGGUUCUGAGCACCAUUGAUGGUCUCUCAAUGCUGGACAUCUUUGACAUUGGUGAAGUUCUUGUUGCUAACCCGGCUCGUCAUGAUUUCUUUAUGGGGAUGCCGCCAAUUGCUCGUCCUGCAUAUGCACUUCGUGUGCUUGCCGAGAAACGAGCUGGGCAGGUGUAGUAUCUUGGGUGUUCACUUCACUUGGUUUGAUCUAGUAGUUUGGCUUUUGUCUUAACAUAUAUGUAUGUAAUGGCUAU
Messenger RNA from Salvia splendens (bonfire salvia), 1219 nucleotides. RefSeq lists its product as uncharacterized. Bases 495 to 1142 code for a protein of 215 amino acids. NCBI's taxonomy places the organism in Eukaryota, Viridiplantae, Streptophyta, Magnoliopsida, Lamiales, Lamiaceae. The record is from RefSeq and is a predicted model, not a curated record. The transcript is spliced from 3 exons.